Molecule: messenger RNA, 300 nt
Organism: Cadophora gregata
Lineage: Eukaryota; Fungi; Ascomycota; Leotiomycetes; Helotiales; Ploettnerulaceae
Exons: 1
Coding region: 1-300 (99 amino acids)
Source: RefSeq, a predicted model, not a curated record
AUGCCACGCCUCAUCUGGGCCAAGAAACUGGGAUGUUCACAAUGCAACAAGCCCACAUUCCCCUACAAACUCUUCGAAACCUGCCGAUACUGUCAGCAUGUUCCCUGUGGUGAUUGCAAGGUUACCGAGGUGCCUCUGAAUACCGUGGAGGUGGUCGAGAAGAUUGAGAGAAAGCAGAACCGAGAUGAUGAGGACCCGGACGAGGAACAUCAUUUGACUUGGAUGACCAACUUACAGCGCCUGCAUGGAUCGCAGGAGAGUCUGGUGUUGAAGAAGCAGAAGAAGACUUUUCAGUGGUGA